AUGUGUUCGGUGGUCGCUGUGUUCCUUGGCGUGCUGCUAGCCUGCCUAGGUGGACCGGUCAUUGGGGACGAGUGUCAGCUUCCCGAUGACCUCCGAGCGGAAAUAGCUGCCUACCAACCGGUGGUGGACACCAUAUUCGAGCGCAUCGUUACGGGUGAGUUUGCGGGGCAAACGUGGCACAGUUUGCUGGAGUUUACGGACCGCUUCGGACCCCGGCUAAGCGGGAGCAAGCAACUGGAGGAUGCGAUCGAUUUCGCGGUCCAAGAGAUGAUGGCCGAUGGGCUGGAGAACGUGCACACGGAGGAGGCCAUCGUGCCGCACUGGGUACGAGGCCGCGAGUGGGCCGAACUGGUGGAACCGUUCCCAAAGAAUCUGCCCAUGCUCGGGCUGGGUCUGUCCGUCGGCACAUCAUCGGUCGGUAUCACCGCGGAAGCGAUUGCCGUUGAAUCGUUCGAAGAGUUUGAGCAACUGGCUGACAGCACGGUGAGCGGCAAAAUUGUGAUCUUUGCACCGGUGUGGACGGGUUACGGUCCCACGGGCCGCUACCGGUACGAGUCGGCAUCGGCGGCAGCGAAAAAGGGUGCCGUCGCGGUGCUUAUCCGAUCGAUGACUCCGUUUUCGAUCGGAACACCGCACACCGGGGCACUGCGCUACGAGGCCGGCAUAAGGCAGAUACCGGCGGCAGCGAUCACCGUUGAGGAUGCCGAGUUGUUGCUGCGGAAGUAUCGCCGGGGAGACCAAUUGGUCGUUCAUUUGAAAAUGGAUGCCACCAAUCUGGACCCAACGGUGUCACGGAAUGCGGUCGGUGAGCUGCAGGGUAGCGUGCACACGAAUACGUCGGUGGUCGUUGUUUCGGGACACAUGGACAGCUGGGACGUUGGAACCGGAGCAUCCGAUGACGCAGGUGGUGUGUUUAUCUCGUGGAAAGCACUCACGUUCCUGAAAGCGAUGGGAUUACGGCCACGGCGUACGAUACGAGCCGUCUACUGGACGGCCGAAGAACCGGGCCUGAUCGGAGUGAGCGCUUACGAGCGGCAACAUUCGGCGGAAGAGAAGGAAGAGUUUAACGUGUUCUUUGAGUCCGACGGCGGAACGUUCGAACCGACAGGGCUGGACUUCUCCGGGAACAGUGAGGCGCAGUGCAUUUUUGCUGAAAUUUCAAAGCUUAUGAGAGGCUUCGAAGAAUUCACGUACACCACCGGGGUCGUUAGUUCGGACAUCGGCAACUGGUUGAGUCGCGGUUUUCCCGGAGUAUCGUUGCGCAAUAAGAACGAAAACUAUUUUUGGUAUCAUCAUUCGGACGGCGACACGAUGGUGCUGGAAGAUUCGGCCGAUCUGGACAGAAGCACCGCGCUGUGGGCUGCCGCGGCGUAUGUUAUUGCGGAUUUGAGCAUCGAUAUUCCGAAAGAUGUGACCGAUUAUAGCGACAAACUGUGA
This is a messenger RNA of Anopheles cruzii, 1437 nucleotides long. Its product is annotated as carboxypeptidase Q-like. The coding region runs from base 1 to 1437 and encodes 478 amino acids. The record is from RefSeq and is a predicted model, not a curated record. Gene Ontology annotation, biological process: peptide catabolic process; proteolysis. The transcript has 3 exons. Gene Ontology annotation, molecular function: metallodipeptidase activity. NCBI's taxonomy places the organism in Eukaryota, Metazoa, Arthropoda, Insecta, Diptera, Culicidae.